AUGCAGUGGAGUCUGUGUCAGCUUUCUGCUUUGAUUCUGUCUACAUGCUUGCUGGCUUUAACAGCACAUCAGGCCACAGCUAUGGCACGUAGAGAGCUUGAGGCUUUACCUUCCCAGAGAAGAAGCAGCAGAGAUGUUAAUUCUCCAGCUCCUCUCAACUGUCAGCUGAGUCAGUGGUCAGAAUGGACAGAUUGCUUUCCUUGCCAAGAGAAAAAACAUCGGUUCUGGAGGCUGGUGCAGCCGGCGGAGCUGGGAGGGCAGCGAUGCACAGGCCACCUCUGGGAUGAGCAAGCUUGCCAGGCCCAGGUGGCCUGCACCAGACCCUCCAGCUGCGGGAAGGACUUUCAGUGUGAGGAAACAGGUCGCUGUAUCAAACGGCAUCUUGUGUGCAACGGAGAGCGAGACUGCAGAGACGGAUCUGAUGAGGAUAACUGUGAGGAUGAAGAUAUUGAAAGCCCUUGUGAACAUCUCUUCCCAAUCCCACGGUCUGAAAAAGAAGCCCAAGGAUACAAUAUCCUAACACAGGAAGGGAGCCAGUAUGUAUAUGAUCACACAUUUUUUGGAGGCCACUGUGAGUACGUGUACAACGGAGAGUGGCGGGAGCUGAGGUACGAUGCUGCGUGUGAACGGCUGUACUACGGAGAUGAUGAGAAGUAUUCCUGCAAACCUUACAACUUUCAUGUGUACCAGUUCCUAGCUCACGCUGAUUCUGGAUUUGCUUUUGAGUUUUAUGAUGAUUCAAAGGAUCUGCUUUAUGCCCUUAACAGUGAAAAAUCCAGAACAGAAGGCUUUACCAUUGGAAUUGGGCCUUUAGAUCCAGAAAUCCUGCUAGACCUGGGCUUCACUUUAUCAAAAGGCAAAGGAUCUCUGAAGAACUUCACACAAUACACUGCAAAGGAGGUUGGAUUCAUCAGAGGUGUGACAAAGGUGCAGACAGCCCGUUUCAAGAUGAGACAGGACAACAUUGUUUUGGAUGAAGAUGUGCUGCUCUCCUUGCAGGAGCUUCCAGAUACCUACAACUAUGGCAUGUAUGCCAAAUUCAUCAAUGACUACGGCACCCAUUUCAUGACAUCUGGCACUAUGGGAGGCAUCUUUGAGUACAUCUUUGUCAUUAACAAGGAGGAAAUGAGAAGAAGAGACAUCAGUGCUGAAGAGAUAAGUGCCUGUAUUGGCUGGUCAAUUGGUGUUACAGUCAGCAGGAUUAAACUGCAAGGAUCUGUGUCAUCCUCCAACUGUGCAAAGAAAGGAUUUCUGAAAACCGUCAACUUUUCAGAUGCUGACAGUAAGAGUGCCGUGGUGGAAGAUAUCAUUCCCCGGAUUAGAGGUGGAGACGCCAGUUACAGCGGAGGGCUCUUAAACAGUUGGGAUGGCAACAUGUAUCGUCACUGGGGGAGGUCAUUAAAAUAUAAUCCUGCCAUUAUUGAUUUUGAGCUGCAGCCCAUCCAUGAACUUCUCCGCAGAAGCAACCUCAGGGACAUGGAAACCAAACGGCAGCAUCUGAGACAGGCUCUGGAUGAUUACUUGUUGGAGUUCAAUGCCUGCCGCUGCAGGCCAUGUCAGAACAAUGGGGAACCCAUCUUGGUGGGAGACACGUGCUUCUGCGAGUGUCGGCCGGGUGAUGAAGGCGCUGCCUGCCAGCACACCAAGCGCCGAGGUGGUGAGACCAAGGGGCACUGGAGCUGCUGGUCCCCGUGGAGCCGGUGCCAGGCGGGCAGUAGGCAGCGCAGCCGGCAGUGCCACAGCCCAGCCCCACAGCGUGGCAGGCAGCCCUGCCUGGGGAGGGACGUGCAGAGCAGAGCCUGCUGA
Messenger RNA from Colius striatus (speckled mousebird), 1806 nucleotides. RefSeq names its product complement C8 alpha chain (gene C8A). Bases 1 to 1806 code for a protein of 601 amino acids. Gene Ontology annotation, cellular component: membrane attack complex. Gene Ontology annotation, molecular function: protein binding. The record is from RefSeq and is a predicted model, not a curated record. The transcript is spliced from 11 exons. Lineage: Eukaryota; Metazoa; Chordata; Aves; Coliiformes; Coliidae. Gene Ontology annotation, biological process: immune response.